AUGGACGAGAACAAAACGGUUUUGGUUGAGAGCCUCAUAAUAUGGCUACAAACCUUCAACACCUCUUCUCCGUGCACAACAGCAGAGGAUUUGACCACCGGAGCUGCCUUAUCACAGGCUUUGCAUCAAAUAGACCCUUCCUGGUUCACUGAUGGAUGGCUUGCUCGUAUCAAAACAGAUGUGGAUGACAACUGGAGGCUGAAGCUGAACAACCUAAAGAAGAUCCUGCAAAUGGUGUUGGAGUAUUACAACGAGGUCUUGGUCCAGGGACUUUCUGACUUCCCCCUGCCUGACGUGGCCUUGGCUGCUGAGCACUCGGACCCGGUGGAGCUGGGCAGACUACUGCAGCUCGUAUUGGGCUGCGCUGUAAGAUGCGAGCGCAAGCAAGAAUACAUCCAGAUCAUCAUGACGUUGGAGGAAUCGGUGCAGCAUGUCGUCAUGGCAGCCAUUCAGGAGCUAUUACAUAGAGAGACCGUGGCCCCCUUAGGAGCAGAGCUAUCUGGAGACGUCGAACAGCAGGUCAGUAGUAUUCUCAAAAAAGCUCUGGAAGAAGUCACAUCGGAGAAGGAAGCACUCGCGCAACGCUGCCAGGAGCUUGACCAGCAGGUGGCUAUUCUCCAAGAGGAACAUAACAGCCUGCUCGCCGAGAACGACGUCCUUACUGACCGAGCCAAUCAGUUGGACACUUUUGACGACCCCAACACACCGUCGGGCAGGAAGCACAGCCAGCUGCAACAGCAGCUAGAAGUGCUGCAGGAGGAGAACUUCAGGCUGGAGGCCGCAAAGGAUGACUACAGAAUACACUGCGAAGAGCUCGAGAAGCAGCUUGUGGAAGUCCAGCACCGUAACGACGAGCUGACCGGCCUGGCGGAGGAGUCGAGGUCACUCAAAGAUGAGCUGGAUGUACUGAGGAACUGUUCAGAUCGAGUGGUGAUGCUGGAGGCUUCGGUGGAAACAUACAAACGCAAACUGGAGAACCUGGGGGACCUGAAGAGGCAGAUGAAGCUUCUAGAGGAGAACAACACCAUCUACAUGCAGAACACUGUCAGCCUGGAGGAGGAACUGCGCAAGGCCAACGCUGCACGGGCGCAGUUGGAAACAUAUAAGCGCCAGGUCCAAGAGCUUCACAUGAAGUUGUCAGAUGAAACGAGGCGAGCGGACAACCAAGACUUUGAAAUGAAGAAGCUGGAGGAGAAAUACGAAUUGGUGACAAAGGAGAAAGAGCGGAUCAUCGUGGAGAGAGACUCUCUGAAAGAAAUCAAUGAGGAGCUUCGGUGCACACAAGCGCAGCAGCACCAACUCUCCCAAGCGGGAAUGCUGCCUUCCAGAAGCCCCAGUCACGAUAACCUAGCAGCAGAACUGAUCCCGGUCGAACACAGAGAGAAGUUCAUCAGGCUUCAGCAUGAGAACAGGAUGCUUAGAGUGCAGCAGGAAGAGUUUGAGAGGGAGAAGAUCGCUUCCCUGCAGGCUCAGCUGGAGGACGCUCACAAGAGCCGUAGUCAACUGGACACGGAGAACAGAUUGAGUCGUCAACGAGUCGGAGAGCUGCAGCAGCAAGUUGAGGACCUCCAAAAGGCGCUGCAGAGUCAGGCGGUCAAGCCUGAUGACUCAAACCUGAAGCGGAAACUGGAUGCUCACAUGGUCCAACUGAAUGAGGCUCAGGACGAAAUCCUGAAGAAGAAAGAGCUACUGGAAGACCUGCAGCCAGACAACACUCAGAACUCGUUAAAGGUGGACGAGCUCAUGGCUGCCCUGAAAAAGAAGGAUGACGACAUGAGGGCCAUGGAGGAGAGGUACAAAAUGUACCUGGAGAAAGCUCGCAAUGUGAUCCGAGCACUGGACCCGAAAUUGAAUCCUGCUACCGCUGAAAUCCAGGCUUUAAGGAACCAGGUCGCUGACAGAGACAAGCAGAUCCUCAACUUGGAGCGUCAGUGCGAGCAGGCCCGGCUGCGUGAGUACGAGGAGAAACUGAUAGUCUCCGCUUGGUACAACAAGAGUCUGAACUUUCAGAAGCUGGCCAUCGAGUCGCGUCUGGGCGGCCGCGCCGGUUCCACGCUAUCCUCUGGCCAAUCCUUCUUGUCCCAGCAGCGGCAAGUGUCUAACGCCCCUCGCCGGGCACUUUCCAUUAGUGUGCCCAGCACAACUGCCAAGUAG
Messenger RNA from Nerophis lumbriciformis (worm pipefish), 2154 nucleotides. The record is from RefSeq and is a predicted model, not a curated record. Lineage: Eukaryota; Metazoa; Chordata; Actinopteri; Syngnathiformes; Syngnathidae.